AUGACCACCGAUUCCACUCUUGCCGCGACGGCCGACGCCAAGCUCGCCCUCUCUGGCGACAACAAGUUGACCAAGGAGCAGCAGCUUGCCCUCAUCAACGUCAACUUGGCCGAAGUCCUCAACCCCGAGAUUAUCGAAAAGGUCAUUGACGAGGGCCGCGCCCCGAGGAUUUACUGGGGAACUGCCACUACCGGCCGUCCUCACUGCGGCUACCUAGUUCCCGCCAUCAAGAUCGCCCAAUUGCUCGCCGCCGGCUGCCAUGUCAUCGUCCUCCUCGCCGAUAUCCACGCCGUCCUCGACAACCUCAAGUCCACCGUCGAGCUCGUUGGCUACCGCGCCAAGUACUAUGAGCGCACCAUCACCGCCCUCCUGAAGGCCGUCGGUGUCCCUACCGACAAGCUCGAGUUCGUCCUUGGCAGCUCCUACCAGAAGAGCCCCGAGUACAUCAUGGAUGUCUACAAGCUCGCGACCCUUGUCUCUGAGCACGACGCCAAGAAGGCUGGUGCUGAGGUUGUCAAGCAGUCCGACAACGCUCCUCUUUCCGGUCUCCUCUACCCUAUCCUCCAGGUCCUCGACGAGGAGUACCUCAAGGUUGAUGCUCAGUUCGGUGGUGUCGAUCAGAGGAAGCUGUUUGCUGCUGCCAAGGACUGGCUUCCCAGGUUGGGCUACAAGGAGCGCGCCCACAUCAUGAACCCCAUGGUCCCAGGUCUUCAGGGUUCCAAGAUGUCUUCCUCCGACCCCGACAGCAAGAUCGAUCUCCUCGACGCCCCCGAUGUCGUCACCAAGAAGAUCCGUAAGGCCGAGGCUGCCCCCAAGGUCACCGAGGGCAACGGUCUCAUCUCCUUCAUCGAGUAUGUCCUGCUGCCCGCGGCUCAGCUUCUCGGCAAGGAGGGCUUCCGUGCCGACCGCUCGCGCGACAACCUCGAGCCCCUCGUCUACACCGACAUUGCCAAGAUCAAGGCCGACUACGAGAGCGAUCUCACUCCCCAACUCGUCAAGCCCGCCAUCUCGGCCGCCAUCAACGAGCUCCUCGCCCCCAUCCAGACUGCCUUCCAGGCCUCUCCCGAGUGGCAGGAGAUUGCCACCAAGGCCUACCCUCCCGAGGUCAAGGUCAAGAAGGAGAAGAAGGUCAAGAACAAGGGUACCCGCUACCCUGGUGGUGCGGCUAGGGACCAGGAUGCGAAGGACGAGGCUACUCCUGAGCCUGCGACGGAAAACGCAAUGACUGCAUAGAAUGUGUUUGAUUGAUGAACUAUUUUCUUGCAUCUAGCGUCUUUGUUUUUUGAUCAUGUUUGGCUGGGUUUUGUCAUGUAGGGUAGAUAAAGGGAGUUAUAAAAGUGUAUAAUGUCAGGGUUUGUUUCUGGGUCAAUGUUGCAAUACAUGAGCAUACUGCAUGGGUAGAGCUCUGGUCUCGCGAUACGGCGACACAUAUGACCAUGCAUCAAGGGACAGGAAGAUACGAAAUGUGUUCUCUCCACGGCACGAAAGUCAAAGUCUAGAAAGACUAUUGAGCCGUGACCUCCACCAGCAGUGAUCAUCUUCCACAUCCCCGAGCAAUGGCACACACACAUAUCUCCAGCCGUCACAUCGCAAGAGCCGGCGUCUUUCGUUAAGAAGCAAGCUAUGAGGCAUGGCGGUACAGUAUACAAUCAAUAUAGCACAGCACGCAUCUAGAUAACAGACGCAAGACUCCGAAGAGCGGCCAUAUGGACACAACAAAACACCC
Messenger RNA from Neurospora tetraspora, 1726 nucleotides. RefSeq names its product tyrosyl-tRNA synthetase. The transcript has 5 exons. Gene Ontology annotation, molecular function: ATP binding; tyrosine-tRNA ligase activity. NCBI's taxonomy places the organism in Eukaryota, Fungi, Ascomycota, Sordariomycetes, Sordariales, Sordariaceae. Gene Ontology annotation, biological process: tyrosyl-tRNA aminoacylation. The coding region runs from base 1 to 1233 and encodes 410 amino acids. The record is from RefSeq and is a predicted model, not a curated record. Gene Ontology annotation, cellular component: cytoplasm.